AAACGUAGCGGCACAACAAAAAUGCAUCUCACUGCCACUGACACUGGUUACAGUGCAGCGUUGGCCGUGACGGCCAUCUUUAUGCUGGCACUGAGUAGUUAUGCGGACGGAUUUGCAACGUUACCGACGGAGCUCGAGCGAACGCAACGGUGCCAUCUCGAGCGGACGUACAAAAUGAUCGGCUACAACUGUGCCAAUUUGAACCUGAAGGAGAUCCCCCAAUGGCUAAAGACAAAUCUGGAGAUAUUGGAUCUCAGCUUCAACCGUAUCCGUGAUCUAAAUGUCCAGUCGUUUGCGCGCUACGAGUCUGUGAAGUAUUUGUAUCUUUUUGAAAACAUGAUCCAAAACAUUGAGGAAGGGACCUUCAGCGAGCUAUCCAACCUAGAGGCCAUCGAUCUAUCGUUCAACGCGCUGAAAAGCAUACCGCUGGAGAUUUUCAAUCUACCUUCCCUGCGGAACCUGUACGUCGGUCACAACGUAUUGCACGAUCUUGAGGUGGAUUUGAAGGCGUUAGAGAAACCUAUCAAAGCGCCCCUGCAGGUUCUGAGUAUCCCGGAUUGUCGUUUGCAGCGAUUACCGGACUUUGGCAUCCUACCCGACCUAUGGCAGCUCAAUAUUUCGUCCAAUCCGAUGAAGGAACUUACGCUCAAUCAACUAUCUCCCAUGUGCAACUUGAAAAUGGUCGACUUAAACAACACCCAAACUGACGGCUGUGCCUGCCAGGUGAUGGCCGCAGAACUGGUCCUUCGGGGAACCACAGUAAAGUACCUACCGAUGUCGUGUAUACCUAUAUCGGUUUUAGAACAAGAGCGUUGUAAGGCCGAGUUCAACGGCAAAAUUACGGAGGAUGAUAUCCACGCUUUCCAACAGUGUAUGGAUGUACGGAAAGCACGCAAACUGGACAACGAAGCCAAAGCAACGUGGAUUACCAUUUCCAGCAUCGUCGCACUGUGCAUUUUCCUGCUUGUCCUCAUUCUCUAUUGUCUGCAUAGACGUAACGCCAAACGUCUGAAGGCUAGCCGAAGAACAAAAAAAGGAGCGAUAUCAAAUAAUAUCAAUCGAGUUAUAGGCACUCCUUCCCAAGCCGAGGAAGGGCCAGUUGAAACUCCAAAGAGUGAAAAACUUCUAAGUGAUUGUGAUUAAGGAGACAGAGGAUGCCACAUGUUGAGAACCGGUAGUCACAAUAACAUGUGAGCCAUAUUGUAUCCUCCAUCUGUACAGGACUCCAUCGUCUGCUUGAACGAUCACAAAACGGAGUGGCCGAAUUUCUUGACUCCAAACGCUUCGAAGAAUUUAUAGCGAAGGACGUUUCGUUGGCGAGAUUUACGCUACUAAAAAGUCCUAAACAUAUUUGCAUUACACACGAUCACUACACGCUAAAUAGAAACCAGAGACAAACUACUACCACGAGAAUGAAAGAAAAAUGUGAUCUUACCUAGAGGAGCACCGAGUUUUGCCAUUGCAUGAGACUAACAUUUAUAGCCUUAAGAAAUAGUUGCUAGUUGACGCUGUAAAUAUUCAUUGUAAAUUAGUUACGGUACGAUCAAUCAAUCAGGUACACCGAACGAUGAUGCCAUAGAGUAAAAUUAAGCAAAUCGAUAGAUUUAGUAUGUUGAUAGAAAAUGAAAUGUUGUCGCACCUAGAUGAACAAAUCGAAUUAAAACGAAACUAAAACCUUAACUAUCCUCACGCGUCAGGACAUUUGAUUCGCGGAUGAGAUUGUUCAACUUAAUAUAUAAUGAAAGAAACAUUUUCGCGCGGAAAUAAAUAAGU
Molecule: messenger RNA, 1773 nt
Organism: Anopheles coustani
Lineage: Eukaryota; Metazoa; Arthropoda; Insecta; Diptera; Culicidae
Product: toll-like receptor 4
Exons: 4
Coding region: 22-1143 (373 amino acids)
Cellular component (GO): extracellular matrix
Molecular function (GO): protein binding
Source: RefSeq, a predicted model, not a curated record